Messenger RNA from Acanthosepion pharaonis, 3798 nucleotides. NCBI's taxonomy places the organism in Eukaryota, Metazoa, Mollusca, Cephalopoda, Sepiida, Sepiidae. The record is from the annotation of a GenBank genome assembly.
AUGUUUUCAUUAUUUUAUUUUCUAGGUAUUCAAACCACAUUUCUGAAGGAACCUGAACCGCAUGUGGCUUAUGUUGGUGGAGUUGCCAGUUUUCAAUGUGACAUCAAAGCUGUUCCUCCAGCUGUAUAUGUUUGGGAAAAGGACAAAGUACAACUGCCUCAAAAUGUUGUCAGGUAUGCAAGCCUGCCAAGUGGUACUCUCCAAAUUUCUGAUGUCACCAAAUCAGAUGCUGGUCUCUACAGGUGCCGCAGUUAUCAUGGUGCACUUCAGCUUCUUCCAGAUCAGGUUGAUGAGUUUCAGUGGCGAAUCAGCUCCGAGGCUCAACUGACUGUGAGAGAAGCAACUAAUGCACGGCCACCCAAAUUUAUAAGGAAGCCAUCUAAUGUAACCGCCAUUGCAGGCACAACUGUGACACUGAUAUGCAUUGUGGAUGGAAAGCCUAUGCCCAAAAUACACUGGAGAAGAAAAGAUGGAACAAAAAUUCGCAUAGAUAAUGUUGAAGUUAUUGAAGGUGGCAAUCUGCGCUUGGCCAAUGUCCAUCCAUCCGACAAUGGAACUUACAUCUGUUCAGCUGUAAGCCCUGAUGGCCAAACUAUCUCAGCUUCUGCAACACUUAAUGUUCAUAUGGAGCCUGAAAUUUUCAGUACAUUUGAACAUAGAUCGUACCCCCGAGCCUAUGUGGUCGACUUUGAAUGCAAAUACACAGGAUCACCAUUCCCCACUGUGUACUGGCUCUUUAAUGGGAAGAAAGUUGAGAAAAGUAGCAGAAUUUCGAUUCUUUCAAAAGAAAAGGGUAUUUCCGUUCUACGGAUUGUCCAAAGUCAGGAAAGUGACUCUGGUUAUUAUCAAUGCUUUGCUGAAAAUGAAGUCGGUUAUGCUACAGCUGUUGCCAGAUUCAAAGUUGAUGUGAAUGACAAAGCUCCUAAUCCACCCCAGAAUAUCACUGUGCAAGGUUCAGGACUAAAAGAUUUGAAAAUUACCUGGUCCCCACCUAUAGCUAAAAGUUGCUGUUCUAUAACAACUUAUUCCGUUCACUGCUCAGAAAAAUCAGGAACGGAAAUGGCCAAACUUGUGAAAGUGACUUCUCUGGUACUGAAGCAUCUGAAGCCUUUCACAAACUACACCUGUUAUGUCACAGCUUAUAGUGACUAUGGUGCCAGCAAACACUCCAAUAAGGCGUCUUAUGUCACCCCUGAUGCCACUCCAUUGAUUGCUCCAAAAGUAGAAGUAGUCAGUAGCACUCAAACUUCAAUAAAAAUCAAAUGGGAAAAAAUCCCUUUAGAACAGAGUAGGGGUAUCAUAAAUCAAUACAGAGUGUAUUACAACACAGACAAAGGAACUACCAUGGAGAGAUUUAAGAAACCAGCUUUGAGAGAAUAUCUUAUUACAGAGUUGAUACCAAAUACAGUCUAUCGUAUCCGAAUGCUAGCCGGUACCAUUGCAGGAUUCCCACACUUGGAUGAGUCUAGCUGGCCAUGGACUGUAACAAAAACCCAAAGCUUAACAAAACCAAUUGAAACCCCCAAAAACCUGAAUGUGGCUAUACAGAACACUAGCUCUGUGGUUGUGUCCUGGGACUUUGACAAAACCGUUUCCAUUGAUUACUUUGUACUGCAACUCUAUAAAGUUGAUGCUCCUGAAAAGAAACUUGAAUUCAGGCUUCCAAGCAACUUGACCAACUAUACUUUAAACAAUCUUGACAAUAACACAUUUUACCAAGUGUCAGUGAAUGCUUUCAGUGGAGACGAUGCCUCCAUCCAAGUGACCAAAGUAUUCCAAACUAGUUCAGAAGCUACUGUACCUCCUGCCCCGUCCAUCAUCUCAGCAGUACCAGUUUCUUCAUCAAUUGUGAAUCUGACAUGGGAGAGGCCAGAUUUUUCCAGUGAUAUUGUUAGUUACACUGUACAAUAUAAUCCAACUACUUCAAGACCUGGAGAAAAGGAAAAAUAUAUCAGAACUGAUUUGACCAGUGUAUCAAUCAAAAAUCUAAAACCUUAUACAGAAUACCAAUUUUCUGUGCGCUCUCACUCUGAAGAUGAGAAAGGGCCUUAUGGAAAGCUUGUCAUUGUCAGGACAAAUGAAGGUGAUCAAUGCUGGGAUAGAUUCACUGAUUCUGAUAACACCAGUGAUAUUCUCUGCCAUCUUUGUAGAAGUUUUAUUCAAGUUUACUAUGAAAAGAGAAGUGAACACACGUGUGACUAUUAUUGUUCUUGGAUUCAAGACUACUGUGCCGAUAUUAGCAAGAAGAUACCAACAUUUGGCAUUAAAUGUACUUCAAAUUCCCUUAUUAUUGAAAACCUAAAAAAUAAAAUUUACUAUGCAAAGCUUUGGGCCAACACAACGGCUGGCAAAGGUGCCAGCUCGAAAAUCUUUGUCAUUGACAUCACCAACAGUCCUUUUCCAACUGCUUCUACAACACUUCCAUCCAGCAUCAGUUCUCCCAACCAAAGCACAGCUGCUUCUCAAACAGGAAUAAUUAUUGGGAUCGUUAUUGGAGUUUUGGCAUUCAUUGUUAUCAUUAUUGUUUUCUUUUUUGUACGCCGCAGGUGCUGUAUGGCACAAAACCUUUCCCUUACAAGCCACAUCAGCAGCAAUGGUCAUGUGCACAAUCUUGACACUACAGAAUUGACCGCAGUCCAUGAACUAGAGUCACAUACACCAAUGCUUACUCGUCUUUCAGAAAAUGAAAAUUCAGAUGCCAAGGGAUCAGAACAAAUGGAGCCUCUAUUGUCUGGAAAUAAAAAGCAUAAAAGCCAACCUCACUUGAAAGAGUCUACCUCGCAAAACAUUAGUAAAGACAGCAAACUUGAGUCCAGGCUAGAACUUGAUGAAUAUAGCCCAGAUUUGUCCAAUUUGGACAAAGAUGCAACUGGUAUGAAUGGCACCAACUUGUGUAGCUCAUCAGUUAUUCCCAUAACAUCUGGUUGCAAUCUCUCUAAUUCAGUAACACUGAACAGUGACAAUACAGGGAGCCUUCCCAUGGGAAACGGACCUGGCUCCUGUAAUGUACAACCUGUUACCUCAAGUUUCCUUUCUGCAAUGGAAGGAUCUCAUCAUGGCAGGGCAAAUAGUUCUUGUUCUCACCCCAGAAAUGGGGAAAAUCAGUUAUCAUCAUUGUCGUCAGUCUCUUCACCUUUUCCUGAAACAAGUGCACAAUCUUCUUCGUCUCUUCCUCAAGAUGUCACCCCAAGCAAUUGUUCAGCCAUCAACAGAAGUCCACAUGGUGACCAAAAGCAACACUCUUCCAUACGGACACUUCAUCCAAACAGUACCAAUCAACAUCCUGUUUCUUCUACUACUUCUACUACUACUACUACUACUACUACCUCAGGUCGUCAUACGAAGGGUGACAGCAUUAUCGCUUCAAACACUGCCACAGUACCUCCUCUGUCAACAACACUGGUCCCAUCUUCAACAAGCAUCACCACUAGCAAGUCUUCUGAUGACAUUUCAACCAACUGCCCACAAGGCAAAAUUGGCUCUGGUAUUAAAUCAGACCCAAAAAAUACCUCACCAAAACCAAGGCCAACUGAGUUUGUUCAGAAAGCACCAUUACAGCAGAGCUGUGACUUAAUAAGUGACGACGGCAUUGGCAACAGUAUUUCUGAUGUUGUCCAAACCAAAGAAAACCAGACAGCUAUCAAUGGAAAGGAGGGUGCUCCUUGGGCCACCACCACUGCUGAGAACAAUGACCUUAGCAAGAGUAGUGGAAGCAUUGAACAAGCAAUACCAAGUGUAACAUGCUUACCACUCAAAAAUCAGGACUUGGCAGUUGGGGUGGAUCAGGGUGUAGUGUAA